Messenger RNA from Lucilia cuprina (Australian sheep blowfly), 4210 nucleotides. RefSeq names its product PAN2-PAN3 deadenylation complex catalytic subunit PAN2 (gene PAN2). Gene Ontology annotation, biological process: nuclear-transcribed mRNA poly(A) tail shortening; mRNA processing. Gene Ontology annotation, molecular function: nucleic acid binding; protein binding; poly(A)-specific ribonuclease activity. The transcript has 14 exons. The coding region runs from base 320 to 4105 and encodes 1261 amino acids. Gene Ontology annotation, cellular component: P-body; PAN complex. The record is from RefSeq and is a predicted model, not a curated record. NCBI's taxonomy places the organism in Eukaryota, Metazoa, Arthropoda, Insecta, Diptera, Calliphoridae.
UUUAUAACUAAAUAAAAUAGAACUGAAAAAAGUGUUAGAAAUCUAGAAAAAUAUACAAAAAUAUAUAAUAUAUAUAAAAACAAAGAAAAAAAAAAACAAACAAUAAGAAAAAAAGGUCACGAAAACAAAACUGCAGCACACACACACACUUAUACAUAUACCCAAGGGAAAGUUACCAUAAUACGAAUGCAAGUGAAAACAGAAGUACAAGAAAAAUUGCGACACAAACAAACAAAGAAGACUCCAUGAAUCCAACAAGAAAAAAUAUACUAGUAGAAGAAAAAUUAAAAAAUUAGACAAAAAUCAAAAUAAAUAAAGUAUGGAUUAUGUGUAUUGUGGUGCCGAUAGUAUAGGGCCACCAGCAGAUGACAUGUUGAAUGUUUAUGAUGGUGGUGGCCAACGUAGCAAUAAUCACUAUUCGCCCAAUUUUCCCGGCUUUAAUUUGGGUUCGGGGGAUGCCGACUACAUGGAACUGGUGCCCAUUUUGGCCGAUGGUGGUGAGAAUUAUGGUGUUUCAGCGGUGGCUUUUGACGACUAUGAAGAAUUACUUUGGAUGGGCAAUCAAGGGGGUCAUGUAACCUCGUACUUUAGCAGCAAUCUACAAAAGUACACAUCCUUCCAGGUUCAUCCAUCCGAUAUAGUACGUCAAAUUUCUACUAUAGACUCGGGUAUAUUGGCUUUAACUCAAACAUCGUUAAGGCAUCAAAUACGUCGCGGAAUUCCAAAAUUUACCCAUAAAUCGAAGAAUAUGACGGAAAUGGUCUGCAUGCAACAGUUGUCACCGCAACGUUUGAUUAUGGCUGGUUUACAAGAUGAAAUGAUAGAUUUUGAUUUGAGAUCAUUAAAGGAAACUAAUUUGGAACAUGUUGGCUCGACAGGUUGCACGGUCUUAAGACAGAAUUCACGUUUUCUUUUCGCUGGCGAUCCUUAUGGCACCAUUACAUUGCGCGACCUAAAUUCUCUUCAUGUCGAACACACCAUCAAGACACACACCGGCAGUUUGUCGGAUUUCGAUGUUCAGGGCAAUUAUUUAAUAUCCUGUGGUUAUAGUGGUCGUCAAGGUACUCUGGCCGUUGAUCGUUUUCUAAUGGUCUAUGAUUUGCGUAUGUUGCGUCUAGUAUCACCCAUACAAGUGCUCCUCGAUCCACAACUCUUAAAGUUUUUACCCUCACAAGCAUCACGUUUGGCCGUUGUUUCCAGUUAUGGUCAGGUGCAAUUGGUCGAUACGGUGGAAUUGAGUGAACCGCGUGUCUCUAUGUAUCAGAUAAAUACGACCGGUAAUCAGUGUUUGUUAAGUUUUGAUGUCAGUUCUUCGUCUCAAGUUAUGGCGUUUGGUGAUCAGUCGGGUCAUAUAAGUAUCAUAGCAGCGGUUAAUUCACCUCAACCACAAUUCAAUAACUUUUCACGUGACACCGAAUUUGCCGAUCCAGUGCCCCAGUUGCCUAUUGUACCCAUUACAGACACCACAUUCCCAUUAUCGUCUAUAGUGUUGCCACAUUUGGUAACUGGAUCACGUUGGUUUUCCGACUGGCCCACAGAAUUGUUGCGCUAUCAAUAUCGCCGCCCAAAACCCAUUGAACAGGAAGUUUUGAAUAACAUGAAAAUGCAAGGACCCAUUGGAUAUUCACCCAAUCCACGUACCUUAAGACGUAAUCAAAUACCGUAUAUUUUGGAAAAUGGUGCCGGCUUGAGUUCAGGCAGUGGUAAUGGUCUUAAUAAUGCGGUCAAAUCAUCUGAAUCCGGAGUGAAAAUUAUACCCAGACGUUAUCGCAAGGUAGAAUUGAAAUACACCAAACUGGGUACUCAAGAUUUUGAUUUCGAGCAGCAUAAUCAGACUUGUUUUGCCGGACUAGAGGCCACCUUGCCUAAUUCCUAUUGCAAUGCCAUGUUGCAGAUUUUAUAUUUCAUAGAACCUUUGCGACAGAAACUAUUAAAUCAUAGUUGUGCCAAAGAGUUUUGUUUAUCGUGUGAAUUGGGUUUUCUUUUCUAUAUGUUGGAUAAAAGUAGUGCUUCUACACCUUGCCAGGCCAGCAAUUUCUUAAGAUCUUUUCGUACUGUUCCCGAGGCUUCCGCCUUGGGUCUUAUUUUAUCCGAUAGAUCAUCAAAUAUUAAUUUAAUUAGUUUAAUACAGAAUUGGAAUCGUUUCAUUUUGCAUCAAAUGCAUUAUGAAAAUUUGGAUUCUCAUAAGAAUAGCCAUGUUUGUGGUGUACAAUUUGUGGGCCAUAGUUAUGGCAAACAACAAUAUGUUACAUAUUCGGAGGAAGCAAAUUCUGAUUCAAAUAAAACCGGUGCUGAUAUAUAUCAGGCAAUUGAUGUUAAACAAGAUGAAAACAAUCGUGAAGAUGAACGUGAACGUAGUAAAAUUAAUGAAGAAACCGAAAUCAGCCGUCUCUUUGGUACCAAACAAAUCAGCAUCAAUCGUUGCCUCAAAUGUAAUGAGGAGAAAUCAAAGCACAGCAUACUCUUAACCUGUAAUCUAACGUAUCCCGCUACCACAACAAAAGAAACACCAGAAUUUAUGAAUUUCGGUACAAUUCUAAAGGGAUCAUUAGGCUGUGAGAAGAGUAUACAAGCGUUCUGUGAAAACUGUAAAAAGUUUUCACCCACAAAACAGACAGUUAAAGUCACUGGUCUUCCUCAAUUGCUAACCAUUAAUUGUGGUUUAAAUAAUGAAAAAGAUUUAAAUUUUUUGCGCAAACAAUUGAAUCGCAAUAAUCAUUCGAUGUCUGAAAGUCCAGCUACUUUAAAUACUAAUAAACCUUGUCGUUAUGGUGUAAAUUGUUCUCGUAGUGAUUGUCAUUUUGUUCAUCCCGAUCGUAAGUCACCAUCUGUUUCGACAACGGUUAAUCAAACGACAAAUAUUUCACCAAGUGGUAGACAAAAUUCUUGGUUUCCUCUUAGUUUUUCAAUGGCAAUCGAUGAACAAGGUGAAUUGAGUGUUCAAACCGAUAAUAGUAAUACCAAGUUGGAUAAUAGUAAGAUUGGAGAUGGCUCCACUGGAGCUACUAACGUGGAACAGGCCUCCAGUGUUAAGCCACAAAAUAUCAAUGAAUCAUUUCGUGAAUAUGCUUUACAUGCUGUGGUUUGUCAAAUCGAUGAUGGCAGUCAAAAGAAUUUGGUUUCUUUGAUUAAUGUCAGCAAAAAAUAUCAUACCAUGAAAACAGGCAGUGGUAGCUAUGGUGAAGAUCAGCAACAGUGGUAUAUUUUCAAUGAUUUCAGCAUUUCACCAGUAUCAAAUCAGGAGUCCGUUUGGUUUACCUUAGAUUGGAAAGUGCCUUGUGUGUUAUUUUACAGUAGUAUAAAUUCCGAAAAAUGUCAAUAUGAGGGCGUAGGUUCAGAAGAUUUAGAAAUACCCCACAAUGAGCCACAGCCCCUUUUUAAUCCAUUUAUAAAAGAUAUUGUUAAUCCUGUACACCCGCUUAAUCCUGGUGAUACAUUAUUUAAACCAUUGCAAGCGAAUGAAAUGCCGCAGGCUGGUGAUUUGGUUGCUAUGGAUGCUGAAUUUGUCACCUUAAAUCCCGAAGAGAAUGAAAUACGUCCGGAUGGCAAAACAGCAACCAUAAAACCAUGUCACAUGAGCGUUGCGCGUAUUUCAUGUAUACGAGGACAAGGUCCCGAUGAGGGCAUACCCUUUAUGGAUGAUUACAUAUCAACCCAAGAAAAGGUGGUGGAUUAUCUAACACAAUUUUCGGGUAUUAAACCAGGCGAUUUAGAUGCAAAUUUUAGCAGCAAACGUUUGACAGCUCUUAAGAAUUCAUAUCAAAAACUUAAAUAUUUGGUCGAUGUGGGUGUUUUAUUUGUGGGUCAUGGUUUGAAAAAUGAUUUUCGAGUCAUCAAUAUCUAUGUACCUUCGGAGCAAAUUAUUGACACUGUUCAUCUUUUCCAUUUACCCCAUCAUCGUAUGGUAUCUUUAAGAUUCUUAGCCUGGCAUUUCCUAGGCACUAAAAUCCAAUCUGAGACACAUGAUUCUGUAGAAGAUGCACGCACUACCCUACAGCUAUACAAACACUAUUUGCAAUUACAAGCUGAAAAGAAAUUCACUGCCGCCUUGAAAAAUCUAUAUGAUCGUGGCAAACAAUUGCAAUGGAAAGUACCCGAGGAUUGAGAAAUAACAGCAACAACAACAACAACAAAAUUAAGCAGCAUUUAAACUAAAUUACAAAUCAUUUGAUGAAAAUAAAAAAUACCGUCGUUUUUACAAAAAAAAAAA